AUGGUCCUUUUUGAAGUCCAAAGCGAAGGAGAAACUGCAUCAACUGAGCCAGCAAUCGAUGAUGACCAAGUAAGGACUGUAAAAUAUCAUCUUGGACCUGAUUUCUUGAAGCUGAGAGCACUUGGAAGUACUAUUGAAUUUACAGUGGGUCCUAAAGAAGUGAGGAACUUCCGAAUGAUAGAAAGGCAUUAUUUCAGAAAUACACUUCUUAAAAACUUUGAUUUUACUUUAGAUUUUUGCAUCCCAAAUACAAGGAACUCUUGGGAAGUUAUUUAUGAAAUUCCAGAACUGCCAGAAGACUUGCUCCAGCAAAUGAUUGAUAACCCUUGGGAAACUAAAUCAGAUAGCUUUUACUUUGUGCAAGACCAACUUAUUAUGCACAACAAGGCAGAAUAUAAUUACUCCCCAUUAAUUUAA
Messenger RNA from Blepharisma stoltei, 417 nucleotides. NCBI's taxonomy places the organism in Eukaryota, Ciliophora, Heterotrichea, Heterotrichida, Blepharismidae. The record is from the annotation of a GenBank genome assembly.